Eurypyga helias (sunbittern) is the source of this 1355-nucleotide messenger RNA. RefSeq names its product eukaryotic translation initiation factor 4E (gene EIF4E). Gene Ontology annotation, molecular function: translation initiation factor activity; RNA 7-methylguanosine cap binding. The transcript has 8 exons. Gene Ontology annotation, biological process: translational initiation. Bases 1 to 729 code for a protein of 242 amino acids. Lineage: Eukaryota; Metazoa; Chordata; Aves; Eurypygiformes; Eurypygidae. The record is from RefSeq and is a predicted model, not a curated record. Gene Ontology annotation, cellular component: eukaryotic translation initiation factor 4F complex; cytoplasm.
AUGCGCUGCUCGCGAGUUUGGCAGCCGAAACAAGACAACAGUGUGACGGUUCUGGGAAGUGUUGGGGGUGGGUGUUGUGUGAGUGCCUUAGAACCUGAAACUACUCCCAACCCUCAACCUUCAGAAGAGGAGAAAACUGAGCCAGCACCCAGUCAGGAGGUUGCCAGCCCUGAACAGUAUAUUAAGCAUCCACUACAAAACAGAUGGGCACUCUGGUUUUUUAAAAAUGACAAGAGCAAAACUUGGCAAGCAAAUCUUCGUCUUAUCUCAAAGUUUGAUACUGUUGAAGAUUUUUGGGCUUUAUACAACCAUAUCCAGCUCUCUAGUAAUUUAAUGCCUGGUUGUGACUACUCACUCUUUAAGGAUGGGAUUGAACCCAUGUGGGAAGAUGAAAAAAACAAGCGAGGAGGACGAUGGCUAAUUACACUAAACAAACAGCAGAGACGAAGUGACCUUGAUCGCUUCUGGCUAGAGACACUGCUGUGCCUUAUUGGGGAGUCAUUUGACUACAGUGAUGAUGUAUGUGGUGCUGUUGUUAAUGUUAGAACUAAAGGUGAUAAAAUAGCAAUAUGGACAACCGAAUGUGAAAACAGGGAUGCUGUUACACAUAUAGGGAGAGUAUACAAGGAAAGAUUAGGACUUCCUCCAAAGAUAGUGAUUGGUUACCAGUCCCAUGCAGACACAGCUACUAAGAGCGGCUCCACCACUAAAAAUAGGUUUGUUGUUUAAGAAGACACCUUCUGAGUAUUCUUUCAUAGGAGACUGCGUCAAGCAAUCGCGAUUUGGGAGCUGAACCAAAGCCUCUUCAAAAGCAGAGUGGACUACGUUUAAAUUUGAUUUCCAUCUAAAUGUUGCUAAGAUCUGUGAGAAGUCUCAUUUGCCUUUGUCUUGUACUUCUGUGUUCAAUUUUUUCUAUUUUGGCUGAAGUAACCAUCAACAGUCCGAAUUUUAGUACACCACCCCUCCCAACCCCCCAGAAUCCAUACAUGUUUUCCUGGCCCACUCUGUAAUAGCUUGGUAGAAACAUUACUAUUACAAAAAAAAAAAGAAAUGUUUAUCCACAGUAUUCAGAAAAGAAGUUGUAUUUCUGUACCUGCAGGAGAUUACUCUUACAUUUGCCUUGUCUGCAGUAACAUUUUGCUGGUUUGGAAUAGAGUAUGGUGCAUACAGUUUUCUAGCAAUUUUUUUCAUACAGCAUCUUUGCUGUAACCUAUGCUGAUGGCUGCUAGAUUAAUUUAUUUGUUUUCCCUAUUUGAUAACAUUAGUGAUAUUUUGAUUUCAGUUGUUUUUGCUCAUGUAACGUGGUGAAGAAUCUGAGAAUAUGACAAAGGUGGAAUAAACAUUAAUUUUGUGCA